GCGAGAGGAGUAGCAAUCGUAGCAUUCAGGAGACAGGAACAUGAAUGAUUCCACCCAUGGACUUCGGCCCAGCCCUCCGAGCAAAGGCUGCACAUAUCAAGAGAAAUUCAAGAACAUUCUACUGCCCGUCACCUACUCAGUGGUGCUCGUACUUGGCCUGACUCUAAACCUGACGGUCAUUGUUCAGAUCUGGCUCUCUCAGAAGCCGUUGACCAGGAAUGCCAUUUACAUGGUUAACUUGGCCACGGCCGACAUCCUGUACGUCUGCUCCCUACCGCUCCUGAUCUACAACUACAUUCACAUGGACUACUGGCCCUUUGGCGAGACCCUGUGCAAGGCCACCCGCUUCCUCUUCUACGCCAACCUACACGGGAGCAUUCUCUUCCUCACCUGCAUCAGCUUGCAACGGUACAUUGGCAUCUGCCACCCGCUGAGCACCUGGCAUAAGAAGCGGGGCCCUGGGUUUGCAUGGGCAGUCUGUGGCCUGAUUUGGGCCUUUGUGGUGGCAGUGUGCGCUCCCACCUGGAAAUUUGCUUCCACCGGGAUCCAGCGCAACAGGACCGUGUGUUAUGACCUGAGCAGCCCCGAGCAGUCCCUUUAUUACUUCCCAUAUGGAAUUACCCUGACGGUGGUAGGCUUUACCAUCCCAUUCACCGGACUACUGGCAUGUUACUGUGCCAUGGCAAUGGAGCUCUCCAAACCUGACCAGGCGCUGGGCCACGCCAUCCGCCGCAAGAAGAGCAAGGCCCUGAGGAUGAUUGUCAUCGUGGCCGUAGCCUUCAUCAUUAGCUUCUUGCCUUUCCAUCUGACUAAGACCGCCUAUCUCAUCAUCCGCGCUCAGAGCUCCGUCUCCUGCCUGAUGCAACAAGGUUUUGCCCGGGCCUACAAGGCCACGAGGCCUCUGGCGAGCAUGAACAGCGUCAUGGACCCCAUCCUGUUCUACUUCACCCAUGAGAAGCUCAGGCAGAGCACACGCUUGCUGUUGCAAAGGGUCAACACCAACCUGAAGGCUAGGGUGCGCAAGAAUGAGGAGCGAUGAGACCUGACCUCCCUCACCUUUGUCCAGCUACAUCAGCCAACUUGGGCAGAGCCUGGUUAAGUUAGUCUGAUUGAAUUGGACCAGUACAUCCCACCCAGUGAUAGCCACACGCCUGACUGCGUGGCAUGAUUUGGAGGAUUGACACGGUUGGAGUGUGGCCUGCAUGAGCCGCGUUUGUGAACAAGCAACAUCUGACACAACGCGCUACCACCUGAGCCCCAGAUGCUGGCAACUGAGCACUGGAGUAAGUGUGAUGGCCAGAGAUAAGCAACUGCAUUGGCAAUGCACUGACACAGACUCUUGUUUUAACCCAAACUGCAGAUGCAACCAACAUUUCAUCCCUCAUUACACAAAAUUAAAGUACAUAAAUCACUUUAAAAAGAGGGAUUGCAAGUAUUUGUGACUCAAAAAUUGGUUCUUUCCUAAGCAUGGACCUUGGUGUUUAGACUCAUUCCAAUUCUGAGCCUUUCGAUUUUUGGAUAUCUUUGACUGCAUUCCCAGUCUUUCAUCUCUUCACCCAAAGUAUGGUAUCUUCUUGGGUUACAUAAAGACAUAACUACUGUUUACCACAUCCAUAACUUUCACUCUACCUCAGCUCAUCUGCUGGUGAAACCUGACUUCAUGCAUUUGUUACAUUUGGACUUGACCUCUAGAUGGUCUCACACAUUCUACCCUCAGUAACCUUGAUGCCAUCCAAAGUUUGCCAUGAGUCCUAACUCACAGCGAGUCCCUUUCCCCUGUUAUCCUUGUGUGCUGCUAACCAGCAUUGACUCCAGGUCAACAAACAUUUUGGUUUUGAAAUUCUCAUUCUUGUUUUCAAAUCCUUUUGUGGUCUCACCCAGUCUCUCAACCCUCCAGGUACUGUGUGCGGUUCUGGUCACUGCAAAAUGUGAUUGCAUUGGAGAGGGUGCAGAAGAGAUUCACCAGGAUACUGCCUGGGAUGGAGCAUUUCAGCGAUGAAGA
Messenger RNA from Rhincodon typus (whale shark), 2002 nucleotides. Its product is annotated as P2Y purinoceptor 3. The transcript has a single exon. The coding region runs from base 41 to 1039 and encodes 332 amino acids. NCBI's taxonomy places the organism in Eukaryota, Metazoa, Chordata, Chondrichthyes, Orectolobiformes, Rhincodontidae. The record is from RefSeq and is a predicted model, not a curated record. Gene Ontology annotation, biological process: phospholipase C-activating G protein-coupled receptor signaling pathway; cellular response to pyrimidine ribonucleotide. Gene Ontology annotation, molecular function: G protein-coupled ADP receptor activity; G protein-coupled UTP receptor activity; G protein-coupled UDP receptor activity. Gene Ontology annotation, cellular component: plasma membrane.